AUGCGGGGCGUCGUGCUCGUCGCCAGCUUCCUGGGCGUCCUUCUAGCGCAGGGUGCCGGCAAUCCGUCGAUCGAGGGGUCUCAUGUCGACGAGGAACGCGGGUUCGCGAUGCGUGAUUUCGAGCUCCGACCGCCGUUCCCGAAUCUCUACACCGCUUGGGAUACGACCGGCGAUUCCGUGAUGAUCAACAACCGAAUCAGUCUCACCCGCGACCAGCGCUCGAUGCGAGGCACGAUUUGGAGCCGAGCACGUGUUCAAGAGCGAGAUUGGGAAGCUCAGGCUUCUAUCCGAAUUUACGGAAAUGCAGGCAAGCUACAUGCUGAAGGUAUCGCCCUCUGGCAUGUUGCUGAUGCUCCACUGCCUGGACCAGUGUUCGGUGUCAAUGAAAAUUUCAAAGGCGUUGGAGUCCUCUUCGACACCUACAAGAACGAUCCGAACAACCACGAGUCGUACCCUCGACUGUCUUUGGUAUUGAACGACGGCACGCAGAACCUCGACUGGGACAAGGACGGCGCUAACUUGAACCUUGGCAGCUGCCAUGUCACUGGUGGAGCUCAAAGUCCGGACACCGAUGCUCGCAGCAACAAGGUCUUCCGGAUUCUUCUCAGAUAUUACAUGGAAAAUUUGGAGCUCUACUAUUCGCAGUAUGAUGACUUCAAGUGGACCGCUUGCGCCAAAGUUGAAGCCGUACGCCUUCCUACCAACUACAUUUUUGGCAUGUCCGCUUCGACUGGUGAUCUCACGAACAAUCAUGAAAUUGUUACUUUCAAAGUGAGUGCUCUUGAUGCGCCACCCCAUUCAAGCAUGCCAGCCGUUGUGCCUGAGCAUAAAGUAGACACUCCUGCUCAACCCGUCAUUCAGCAAUCCGAAGGAUGGGGCUGGGGAAUGAAGUUCUUCUUCCUCCUUCUGGCUCUCACCCUCUGCGGAGUCGGCUUCUACAUCUACAAGGCCGUCUGGCUACCGAAGGUUCAGAUGCGCAAACGGUUCUAC
Molecule: messenger RNA, 990 nt
Organism: Mesorhabditis spiculigera
Lineage: Eukaryota; Metazoa; Nematoda; Chromadorea; Rhabditida; Rhabditidae
Source: the annotation of a GenBank genome assembly